ACCUUGCCCCUUUCCGCGCUCAACUCCCGUUGUUCGUUCCAGAGAACACACCACUGACUUGUCCAUCAAGGCCCCAGCCAGACAGCACUUCUGAACUCAACACCUUCAGAGGUUUUGAACUACACCUCCUGCCUCCACUGUCCUCUACUGCCUCCACCCAACUCAACCACCUGCCGAAACCACCAGGACCUGAAAGCUGAGGAGACGGGUACUUUAUAUGAAGAGACUUUGCACUGCUCCCAUGCAUGUAUUCGCUUUCUCUUUUUCUGUCUUCUCUCUCAUGCAGCUUUCUGUCUAGCUGUAUCUCUAUUUCAGUCUCUCUCAGGCCUGACCACAAAAUGACAGACCUGCUGUAUAUUAAAGGACCCUGCCCAUGCGUCCUCUCCCGGUCACCUCCCUCUUCGUGGGCCUUUAUAAGUCUCUCACACAAAGGGGGCACUACUUUCCAAAGAGGGUCCGUGCUCAAGCAUCUGAAAGGCUCGCCAGUUUGCAAACCAACCUAUUCACCCAUAGCCGGGGAUCUUCUGUCUAAACGCUGACCAUGGACAACCAUUCAUACAACUUCCCCUCAGACUGCACCCCGCUCACCAACUGUAAGUCUGCCCGUAAACCAGCUGGGUCCACCGUGGUGAACAUGGGCAGCACUGGCAAGAAUGCUCCCCGGGACUAUCUAAUCUGGUCGCUGUGCAACACCUUGUACGUUAACUUCUGCUGCCUGGGAUUCAUGGCUCUCGUCUACUCCAUCAAGGCCAGGGACCAGAAGACUCAGGGCAACCUGCAGCUGGCCCAAGAGUGCUCAGACAAGGCCAAGUGGUACAACAUCCUGGCAGCCGGCUGGAACCUGCUGAUUCCACUUCUGGCCGUCGUCCUGCUCGUCCUCCUGCUAAUCCACCUGGGCACGUCCGAGGGCUCCUUUGACUUCUUCGGAGAGGACGGCUUCCAAAACUUCAUGAAAUUGUUCAGUUGGUAAAUGGAGGCAAAGGGAGAGGGAAAUAAAAACAAACAAAAAUCACACAAAGUCACCCCAUUUAACCGGGAGAGGGUAUUUGAUAGGAUGCAGCAGAGGAGGGUUAGCUGACAUAAUAGCUCUUGAGGAUAUUAGCCAGUCUAAGCCAAGCAAUAAAGGUAAUCUCCAUGGAAAUCAGGACCUGUGCUGGGCUAAAAUCUGCUCAGCACUAAAAUGAUUUUUACUGGUGAGGAAGAAUUGCAAGCCUUGGUUUGUGUAUUACAGGAAUGUCCUCUCUGUGGUACACCAGUACUAAUGCUGGUAUUAAAAAUUGAAGGCUAAAACAGGACAUUCAACUACUAUCUAAGAGUUACACAUAAAAAAAAUUGAUGAAACAUAAUACUUUUGGACCAUUGACAUAAAACUAAUGAUAAAAGUUUAUGUUCAGUCAGCACAACGGUUUGAUACUUGUGUGUCAACACUUAAUCAGAAUUAGUAUUGUGAGCGCUGUGGGAGAUUAGUAUUGGUGCAUCCCUCGUUGUCAUGUCAGUAUUAGAGGGAGUUCAGCCUUCACAUGGCAGUCUCCCAGAUCCGCCCAGCAGAAAGGUUAAGUUGAUCAAAGACUGAACAGCCUGAAAUGGAGACGAGGGGAACAAACAGACUGGAGAAUGGAUGAGAGAUUAAGCAAGCGGCUCCUCUGGAUCCUUUUUGUUGUUAUUUAUUGUAUUUAUGCUGAGUAGAAAUUUUGAUGACAGCUGAAAUGAUCUCUCGUCAGGGUAGAAAGGGUAUAAGAACAGAGUGCUGUGGAGCCAAAGUCUGAAUGUCACGAUAAUGAGAAGCCACUUGACAAAGGACAAUCAACAUUCACCUCCCAUAGAUAGUCAUGUAUUUUUCUUCUUUCAGCAGUUUUUUUUUUCUUUUUCUUCACAUAUU
Etheostoma spectabile (orangethroat darter) is the source of this 1879-nucleotide messenger RNA. Its product is annotated as interferon-induced transmembrane protein 5. The transcript is spliced from 3 exons. The coding region runs from base 542 to 970 and encodes 142 amino acids. The record is from RefSeq and is a predicted model, not a curated record. NCBI's taxonomy places the organism in Eukaryota, Metazoa, Chordata, Actinopteri, Perciformes, Percidae. Gene Ontology annotation, cellular component: plasma membrane.